GUUAUAUGAGUGCGAAACAGGUGGUCUCGCGGCAGUGACUCGGUCGAUGGUGAACGGUCUGCACUCAGCUCUCUCGGCCCUCUGACCACCAUUCGACCUGCAGGGAUGCUGACCAGCUCGCUUUUCCUGCUGCCAUGCGCGGCCUGCCUGGCCCUUCUCACCUGCCGGGCCAACGCAGCACCCAUUACUGAUGUCAGCACCGACCCCCAAGCCAUGAUGUAUUUGAGUCAAUUUGGCUACCUCAGUGCAAACCUCAAAAAUCCAGGUGCCGGAAACCUGAUUACAGAAGAUGCCAUGGUCAACGCGAUAAAAGAUUUCCAGUCAUUCGCACAAAUCAACGUUACAGGUGAGCUGGAUGCAGAUACGAAGGCGCUGAUGAGCACACCCAGGUGUGGUGUCAAAGACAAAGUGGGCACUGGUAGCAGAGCGAGGAGAAGAAGAUACGCAUUGCAGGGAAGCAGGUGGAGAGUCAAGGCCCUUACCUACAGAAUUUCUUCUUACCCCAGAAACGUGAAGCGUUCCGAAGUUGACGCCGAGUUGGCCAGAGCUUUUAAUGUCUGGUCCGAGUACACCGAUCUCACUUUCACCCCAAAAGCAACAGGACAGGUUCACAUUGACGUCAGAUUUGCUCGCGGGGAGCAUGGUGACGGCGACCCUUUUGAUGGCCCCGGCGGCACCCUGGCUCACGCCUACUUCCCUGUUUAUGGAGGCGACGCGCAUUUCGACGACGCCGAGUCGUGGACUUUCAGAAGUUACCGAGGAACGAAUCUAUUCCAAGUGGCAGCGCACGAGUUCGGACACUCCUUGGGACUGUCCCAUUCUGACGUCAGAGCCUCCUUGAUGGCCCCUUUUUACAGAGGAUAUGACUCAUCCUUCAGACUGCACGAAGACGACAUACAAGCUAUCCAGAGCUUAUAUGGCACUGGCAAAACCAAGAACAAGCGGCCUUCCAAUAAUUCACCUCAAGUAACUGAAACUCCCGAGAAGUCGAUGCCCAACGAUCCCGAGCUUUGCAAGACGGGGGUAAAAUUUGAUGCCAUAUUCACCGACUCAGGCAACACCUACUUAUUUAAAGGAGAUAACUACUGGAAGCUCACUGAAGACGGAGUUGCAGUUGGCUACCCCAAACCCAUUUCUUCAGCAUGGGCAGGCCUUCCCGGAAAUAUUGACGCUGCCUUUACUUACAACAAAAACGGCAGAACGUAUUUCUUCAAGGGCUCGCAAUAUUACCGGUUUUCCGGACAAACCAUGGACGAUGGCUAUCCCAAGAUGAUAACUGACGGAUUCCAGGGCAUUCCUUCCAACAUUGACGCAGCUUUUGUUUGGAGCGGAAAUGGAAAAAUUUAUUUCUUCAAAGACACACAAUUCUACAGAUUUGAUCCAUCGGCAAAGCCUCCUGUUAAAUCAAACUACCCCAAAUUGAUUUCGAACUGGGCUGGAAUCCCAGACAAUCUUGACUCGGCAUUGCAGUACACCAAUGGCUACACAUACUUCUUCAAAAAUGGACAGUACUACAGAUUUAAUGACAGAACGUUUGCUGUUGAUUCAGCAGACCCAGCUUUCCCUCGAGCGGUUGGUCCUUGGUGGUUUGGAUGCAAUUCAAUGAAUGGCAGGGGAGGAAAUCAAAGGCAACACCCCCUGAUGAAUCCUGGACCUCAGGGAGGGGACGAUAUUGUAGACGCAGAAACAGCUCGACAUUAUUCAUAACGCAAUGUAAAACUUAGGCUUCUUUUGUAUGUAUCUGAAUUUCCCUUUUCUCAUAAAAAAAUCCUUAAUCUUUCCACUUUCUGAAAAGCACAAAAAUUUAGCUCACAAUUAGCACUGAAAGCAGCAUGGUAGAAAAAAUAGAUAAAGCAACUACUGCAAAUUUUCCUACACGCACCAAAUUACUGAACCUUCUUUUUAAUUUUGGCACUUAUAUACCAACCAACCAACUAGUCCAAAAACCGUACAAUUAGUGGCUGUGCAUCUUUGACCAAAACUUUCUUUAUCACUCUGAAAUUUUCUUUCACUCUCAAUUGAAAAGGUGUUAUGGAUCUAUUUGAAAUUUUCUACUGCAAUCUACUACAGUUUUCAAAGUUUUGCAUGUUCCUUUUUCCUUCUGCUCAAAAAUAUUGUGGAUAAAACUUGUUGACCGUAUAUUUAUUUAGUUUUUAAUAAACCUGAUUAAAGUGUAACAUCAUUUUGUGAUAAUUUUGUAAGCUAAAAACGAUUCAAUAAAGAUGCAGUUGUAAAAUUUAAAAAGAUUGGAAUAAAUAAAGACAAAUUGGAAGAUCCUUUAAAACACCUAUCUAUAGUUUUAGUUUAUUUUAGCGCGUUUAGGUUAGAGAAUGCUGCUUUUAGGCAACCUGCUACGGAAGAGCGUCGUGCAAGUUGCAUAACUUUUUUGUCGUGCGCGUUUUUUCAAGAGCUUGGCAUUUCGCUGGCCAUUGCGCUCUACAAUCUACAAUAAGAAAAAAAUCACUAUGAGAAAAAUGAUUUUUUUUUUAAUUUUAGUAAACUAAUAUAAAAUACAUUAAAAAAAUUCAUUUCUGGAUUGAUAACUUUGCUCUGAUUUUAACAUUGCAAUUUUGUUCACAUGAAUCUUAACUUAACAAAAGCACAAUUGCAUGUGAUUAG
This is a messenger RNA of Neocloeon triangulifer, 2619 nucleotides long. RefSeq names its product matrix metalloproteinase-14 (gene Mmp1). Gene Ontology annotation, biological process: collagen catabolic process; proteolysis; extracellular matrix organization. Gene Ontology annotation, molecular function: metalloendopeptidase activity; zinc ion binding. Lineage: Eukaryota; Metazoa; Arthropoda; Insecta; Ephemeroptera; Baetidae. Gene Ontology annotation, cellular component: extracellular matrix. The coding region runs from base 106 to 1707 and encodes 533 amino acids. The record is from RefSeq and is a predicted model, not a curated record. The transcript has 12 exons.